AUGAAGUUUCAAGAACUGAAGCAAAGUAGAGGGAUGGAAAAAUAUGUUCCAUCACUUUCUCCCAUAUCUGAAUUUCAUUAUGACAAAAAUGAAUGGAAACUAAAUCCUCUCACCUAUCUUUACUUCAGUCCUAUCUCAGUAGAUUUUGGAGAUGUUUACAAGCAUCAGCAAGCAUGUGGACAUAAGCAAUUCAACAAAGAUUGGCAAAGAGGCAUCUCCAAGACAGUAUUUUUUUGCGCAGAGGACAACAGCCUGUAUUUUACAUACAAUGGGAAAUCAAAUGUUCUAGAAGUCAGAGACCUCAGCUACCAGGUUAAUGUGGCCCCACAGAUUCCCUGGUUUGAAAAACUAGCGGAGCUGGAAAUGCCAUGGACAUGUGCCACAGACAACGAAUCCCACAGAGUAGCCAUACAAAACCUGAACUUCAAAGUCAAGAGUGGGCAGAUGCUAGCCCUCAUAGAGAGCUCUGCUUGUGGAAAAACAUCUUUAUUUGAUCUGAUAACAUGUAGAGACCAUGGAGGCAAAAUUACAUCUGGUGAAAUUUUAAUAAAUGGAAAACCGACCACUCGCCAACUGGUGAAGAAAUGUACAGCCCAUGUACGGGAAGAUGACAGACUGCUACCCAACCUGACAGUCAGGGAAACAUUAAUGUUUAUUGCAAAACUGCGUCUUGCAAAGAUUUCAGAUUCAGAAAAAGAAAAAAGGGUCGAAGAUGUUAUAGCAGAACUAAGGUUGCGGCAAUGUGCAAAUACAAGAGUAGGGAACGAAUAUAUCCGUGGUGCUUCUGGGGGAGAGAGGAGGAGAGUAAGCAUUGGAGUCCAGUUACUGUGGAAUCCUGGAAUUCUGAUAUUCAGUGAUCCUACCUCAGGACUGGACAGCUUCACUGCUCACAACCUAAUAAUAACAUUGUCCAGAUUGGCCAGAGGAAACAGAUUAGUCCUUCUGUCGGUUCACCAGCCACGAUCAGAUAUCUUCCAGCUUUUUGAUUUGGUGCUGUUGAUGACAUCUGGAGUCACAGUCUAUUCUGGUGCUGCCCAGGAUAUGGUCAAAUAUUUCACACAAGUGGGUUAUCCCUGCCCGACAUACAGCAAUCCUGCAGAUUUCUAUGUUGAUUUGACAAGCAUUGACAGGCAUACUGAGGAAAGAGAAAUGGAAAGUAAGCGAAGAGUUAGCUUGCUUGCUGCCAUGUUCCAUGAAAACAUCAAACAUUUUGACGAUUCGUUGUGGAGAAGCAGCCGAAGGGAGAGCGUGACACCUGUUUCUGAACCCAGGUUAAAAAAAAAUAGCAUAAAAGAUGAUCAGUUGCCAGGAUGGUUACAACAGUUCACUAUUUUACUAAGUCGUCAGAUCUCCAACGAUUUUCGAGAUCUCUCAGCAUUACUAAUCCGUGGAUUUGAAACUCUUCUCAUGUCUUUACUAAUCGGGUUUCUUUAUUACAACCAUGGAAAUAGCAAGCUGUCUAUUCAGGACUUGUCAGCUCUUCUGUUUAUGAUAGGAGCCUUGAUUCCUUACAUUGUGGUUCUUGACAGUAUCACAAAAUGUCACUCUGAAAGAGCAGUGCUUUAUCAAGAUUUUGAAGAUGGGUUGUAUUCUGUCAGUUCCUAUGUCUCUGCCAAGAUAUUAGGAGAACUUCCUGAGCAGUUCUUCCUUGUCAUAGUUUAUGGGAUUCCCAUCUACUGGCUGGCAAAUCUCAGGCCUGAUCCGGAAUGUUUCUUUCUGAACUUGCUGCUCCUUAUGUUUUUGACAUAUUGUGCCCGGGUAAUGGCCAUGUGGAUCUCUGCCCUGGUGCCAACAUUGCAGAUUUCAGCAUUCAUUGGCAACAUGUUAUACACAACAUUCUUCCUGAGUGGAGGUUUUUUGAUAAGCUUGGAAAACCUAUGGACAGUUCCAUCGUGGCUAUCUAAAGUAAGUUUUGUCAGAUGGAGUUUUGAAGGUUUAAUGCAAAUUCAGUUUAGAGGAUUCACUUCUGGGAAUUUAACCUAUCCAGUUCCUGAAACACUUGUGCUCCAAACCAUGGGUUUAGAUUCCUAUCCCCUCUAUGCAAUUUACCUCAUCUUGAUUGGGAUGACCACAGGCUUCUUGGUUUUAUACUAUUUAUCACUACGGUUCAUCAAACAGAAAUCAAAUCAAGACUGGUAG
Molecule: messenger RNA, 2139 nt
Organism: Sceloporus undulatus (fence lizard)
Lineage: Eukaryota; Metazoa; Chordata; Lepidosauria; Squamata; Phrynosomatidae
Gene: ABCG8
Product: ATP binding cassette subfamily G member 8
Exons: 13
Coding region: 1-2139 (712 amino acids)
Biological process (GO): cholesterol homeostasis
Cellular component (GO): plasma membrane
Molecular function (GO): ABC-type transporter activity; ATP hydrolysis activity; ATP binding
Source: RefSeq, a predicted model, not a curated record